Molecule: messenger RNA, 1356 nt
Organism: Photinus pyralis (common eastern firefly)
Lineage: Eukaryota; Metazoa; Arthropoda; Insecta; Coleoptera; Lampyridae
Product: probable low-specificity L-threonine aldolase 2
Exons: 6
Coding region: 52-1197 (381 amino acids)
Biological process (GO): glycine biosynthetic process; L-threonine catabolic process
Cellular component (GO): cytosol
Molecular function (GO): L-allo-threonine aldolase activity
Source: RefSeq, a predicted model, not a curated record
UCUAAUCCGCGAAUUGAGAGCCAUUCAGUUGAUCGACUUUUUCGCAACACGAUGCCUUACAAUUUUGAAGAAUACAGCGAGUGCGGCCACGUAGAGGGCACGAUUGCCCACGUUGUGGAUCUUCGAAGUGACACCAUUACUAAACCUACGGUGGAAAUGCGGAAAGCCAUGGCCGUCGCAGAAGUUGGAGAUGACGUUUUCGGCGAAGAUCCUACGGUCAAUGAGCUGGAAAGAAGAUCUGCUGAACUUAUGGGGAAGGAAGACGGCAUUUUUCUAUCCAGUGGAACCAUGUGCAACAUAAUUGCUGUUAUGGUGCACUGUAAUAAGCGAAGUGUCGAAUUUAUAGCUGGAGAUAAGAGCCAUCUUCACUUAUUUGAGCAAGGUGGUCCCGCAGUGUUAGCUGGAGUUCAAUCCUCCAUAGUUACCAACAAUCCGGAUGGGACGUUUUCCUUGGAAGAAAUGGAAUCGAAAAUUAGAACCAGUAAUGAUAGCCAUGAAACAUCGACUGCUCUAAUUGUCGUAGAAAAUACGCACAAUCUGUGCGGAGGAAGGGUUCUUCCAUUGGAAUGGCUUGACAAGCUUGCCAAAAUUGCUGCGAACUACAAUCUACCACUCCACAUGGACGGUGCGCGUAUAAUGAACGCGGUGGUGAAGAGCAAAGUGUCUGCGAAACGUAUCGCACGCGACAUGGAUUCUGUCUGCUUCUGCUUGAGUAAAGGUUUGUCAUGUCCAGUUGGUUCGGUCCUGUGCGGCAGCAAAAGCUUCAUCAAACAAGCCAGGCGUUUCCGAAAACUGUUGGGUGGCGGAAUGAGACAAGUUGGUAUUUUGGCAGCGGCCGGCUUGGUUGCCUUAGACGAAAUGAUCGAUCGCCUUCACAUCGAUCACGACCACGCUUAUAAGGUCGCUAAAGCCAUUAGCGAUUUGGACUCGGAUAUCGUCCGCGUAGACCUCUCCGCUGUAGAAACCAACAUCGUCAACAUACACUUGGAUACUGCGAAGAUUUCUUCAAAGGCUUUCUUGGAACAGCUGGCCAAGAUCACAAAGACAGAAGAAGUCAGCGUGAAGGCUCUCUCCUUUUCACCAUCCAGUAUUCGUUUAGUGUUCCACUGGGAAAUUAGCCAUAAUGAUGUAGCGGGAGUAAUUCGCAAGAUGAGAUUCGUGAUCAAGGGACUUCACGUUGGUCGUUACAUCAAGUAGACGCGAAGAAUUAGUUCCAGAAUGGACACCAGUAUUGCAUUUAUAACUUUGUUUUUAUCUUAACGUAUAUUUACUUCAGUGAAGGUUCUUUCAAUAUUUAUAUAAGUGUGUUAUCACCAUGUUUAGUCAAUUCUUAAAUAAAAUAACAUUAUAGUCGCA